Molecule: messenger RNA, 1474 nt
Organism: Prorocentrum cordatum
Lineage: Eukaryota; Dinophyceae; Prorocentrales; Prorocentraceae
Source: the annotation of a GenBank genome assembly
AGGGCGACGCCGCGGUCGGGCCCACCCUCGUCAACCUCACCCAUGGGCUCGGAAACGUCCUUGGCUGGCCUCGCCAAGGCUUUCGUGGGCCGUGGGCCCCACAACCAGGUGGACCUCGGGCGGGAGGGGGGCCUUUGGAUCAGCAACUGCCACCUCGUGGCCGCUCGCCCACUGCGCAGGGGUCCUUCUUCGUGCAGGCGGGGAGCCGGGAGGCGCAGUGCCUGCACAACGGGAGGCCGCUGCAGCAGCAGCCCAGGAGGCUCCGCGACGGCGACCACCUCCUCAUCCCGACCAGGCCGCCGCAGCGGGAGGGGCCUAGCCCCGACGACGCCAAGCCGUGCGUGGCCCUCGCGUUCCGCGCUUCAGCGGGGGCGGAGGCCCUGCGGAAACGGCCAGCACAGGCCGAGCACGGCGCCCUGGCGGCCCCGGCGGUGGUGUGCCUGACCCGGAAGGGCGCCCCGCGGCAGCUGCUGGGCGUCGACGGCGGCGGCUCCAUCGACCUCGCCGGCCACUGCGGCAGCGAGGCCCCCGCCGCGCGCCUCGUGGGGCUGCCGGGCAGGCGCCCCGUCUUCCAGCAGCUCUCGCCCCAGGGCUCCUUCGUCAACGGCACGCUGAUGAAAGAGGACCCAGGCGCCGAGUGCACGAUCUACGAUCGGGACGUCAUCUUCCCGUGCAAGAGCGCGCACAAGUUCAGGGGGUCGCUGGCGUACAUCUUCCUCGGCGGCAGCGGGAGGAUGCCCGCGACGCCCCUCGGAGGGUGGUCCUCGUGGGCUCGUGCCGCUCUCCGUGCUGGCGCAGUCAGGCUGCGCGAGCAUCGUGAGGCGAUUCAAUGGCGUGGCGCCACCGCUCCCUCUCCGGAACAAGGGAAACUGGGCCACCUCGGGGUCACAUGCGCCCGCUUUGCCUUGAGCGUCCAUUCUUCCUCGCGGCCGUCCCCCCCCCUCUCUUUGCCCGCGAAUUCGCUAGUUACGUAGUGCCCCUUUCUAGCUUCUCGCUGGAGCGGAGUUCGCCGCCUCGCCGCUGAUGGAAAAAGUGUGCCCGUUCUGCCAGAGGCCCCACAAUGAAGGAUUGCCCACCUUGCCGGGGUCAUCGUUCCAAGAGGUGGAUCUUCCUGGCGAUCGGCCCCCAGGAAUUGAGGAGGCGCCAUCCUCCCUCCUUGGGUGUGGAGAGCGCCGCCGCUGCGGCGAUCCCGCGCGAGGCCAUCUCAGCGGCAUCCCCGCAGGCCUCGCGACGCUCUGCAGAACGGGCCCCCGCGAGGGCCUCCUCGGGUGGCCGCCGUUGCGCGGCGGGCGCCUGCCGAGGUGCCCCCCCUGACGACCCCGCGGGCCGGACGUCUCCGAGCGCGGCGCCUGCUCCUCGGGCGCCCCGGGGGCCCAUCAGGCAUCGAUGCGGGAUGCGUCGCCAAUCUUUCGGCGAUGCGUCGCCGAUUCCAGGUCGACGUGUCCCCCAUUGAUCAGGAGGGAAAGAAACACAC